This is a messenger RNA of Syngnathoides biaculeatus (alligator pipefish), 2493 nucleotides long. It is a transcript of the gene spint1a, whose product is annotated as serine peptidase inhibitor, Kunitz type 1 a. Gene Ontology annotation, molecular function: protein binding; serine-type endopeptidase inhibitor activity. The record is from RefSeq and is a predicted model, not a curated record. The transcript is spliced from 10 exons. The coding region runs from base 349 to 1842 and encodes 497 amino acids. NCBI's taxonomy places the organism in Eukaryota, Metazoa, Chordata, Actinopteri, Syngnathiformes, Syngnathidae.
GUCCUUCCCAGGCGGCGGUGAGCUAAGAGUGAGUCACUUUGCCAGCGUCGUGGCCGCCGCGACUCUUUUUUUUUUUUUUUUUUUUUUUGCGGUGAUCAAACUUUUGAUUGGAAAAUCGUCAAGGACGUCAAGGCUUGACAUGGCCUGACUCUCGCCGGACUUUCUUCUGGUUUCGUGUGUUUGUGAGAAGUAAACGCCGCCCCCGUCCGUGUUCACCUUUCGCGGCCUAAACUCGGGUUAAGCACCCAGGAAGACAUUUGUAGUUAAUUAUCUGCCUCGUUGUUGUCCCAGGUGGCGCUCGGUUCCUGAUUUUCAAUCGUGGGAGUUCUUUUUUGUAUUAUUUUGACGAUGAAUCCAGUUGUGCUGCUCGUGGUGUUUUUGGCGUGUGUCUCCAGCCAGGAGACGGGUGAUGAGUGUUUGGGUCAGUUUAAGAAAGGCCGGGAGGAUUUCGUGCUGGACGUGGACGAGUCCGUUAACGACGGGGCCACCUUUAUCUCGUCCCCCAAACUGGAGCGCUCCAGAGACUGCGUCGCGGCAUGUUGCAAGGAGCCCAAAUGCAAUGUGGCCUUCAUGCAGGGGGGUGCUGAGGAGAACUCCAUCAAGUCCUGCUUCCUCUUUGACUGCCUCUACAAGCAGAAGUACGCCUGCCGCUUCGUCAGGAAGAAAGGCUACUCCAACUACAUUCUGGACUCCGUCUACGAGAGCAACCUGGAGGAGGAUCUCCCACCAAAGGAAACAGACCGUCCACCGGUGGCUAAUGGCGGCCAGGACCGUGUGGUCCAGCCUCAGGACACUGUGACCCUGAACGGCUUGGAGAGCAAAGAUGACGAAGGGAUCGCGUCUUAUAUGUGGCAAAUGCUCACUGAGUAUCCUUACGCCAUCAUUGAGAAAACCAAAUUUGUUGACCAGAUUAUUGUGUCCAAUUUGACGUCUGGGAUUUACAAAUUCCAGUUGACUGUCACGGACACAAUUGGUCAGUCGGACUCGACCGAGGUCACUGUUCUGGUUCUUACACCUGAACAGUCGGAACAUCACUGCAUGGCUCCAAAGAAGAUUGGACCAUGCCGCGGUGCUUUCCCUCGGUGGCACUACAAUGCCGCUUCAGAGAGGUGCGAGGAGUUUGUGUUUGGGGGCUGCAGGGAAAACCUGAAUAACUAUCUUUCCAAGGACGAGUGCACAAAUGCAUGCUAUGGCACAGAAAAAAGGGGUUCUGGCAGAGGUUUACCACUUCCGGAUCAGCGAGAAAAAUGUGGCGUUCCUUGCACUGCAGAGCAGUUCACCUGUGCAAACGGCUGCUGUUUGGAACCAGGCUUGGAGUGUGACUCAAAAGCUCAAUGUAGUGAUGGCUCAGAUGAACAAAAAUGCAAGGACUUGGACAAAACAUUUCAGAUUUUGCUGCAGAUUCCAGUAGAUGAGCAAAAAGUGCGGUGCACUGAGCUUCCACAGACAGGCAGCUGCAGAGACAUGUUCACAAAGUGGUACUACAACCCUCUCCAGCAGGUUUGCUAUCGCUUCAACUAUGGUGGUUGCCAGGGAAACGAAAACAGAUUUGACUCUAAGGAGGCCUGUGUGAAGGUUUGCAAAGGGGUGACAGAAAAAGAUGUGUUUGCAAGAAAACAGGAGUUUGAGCCCAGAGUGUCUGUAAGUCAUACAGGCAUCAUCGCGAUAGCUGCUGUACUGGCUAUAGCCAUCGUCAUCCUAUUGGGCAUUCUUCUGUACUGCUUCAUGAAGGGCAAGAAGAAGUCGUCACAGCACCACCGCGUGCCUGUCAACAACGCCCCACUCACCUCCAUAGAAGACAGGGAGCAUCUCGUCUACAACAGUACCACCAAGCCCAUCUGACCCCACUAUCUGUGUUGUUAAUGACAGUUGAGUCGAGAGCAUCAUUUGCAUCAUUUAUUGAAUGAACUCUGAUUGAUGGAAGAGACGACAAUGUCUUUUCACGCCACGAGUGGAAUUGUUUUUUGUGUGUGUAGUUUUUAUAGGCAAUGUGUGUACAGGACGCAGUGUCUAGGAAAAUGUGAUGUUUAAAGAUUUGAUUUUAAGUAAAGUUUGUUUUAACUGUCUGUUUGACGAACACUUCCUAUAUAGUUUAACUGGGAACUUGAGUAAUUUCAUUUGUUAAAUUAACUCCAUAUACUUAAUUUUCCCCAGGUUCAUAGUGUUCUGUUACUUAAAAUUCAAUGUUCUUCUAACGGACUACUUGAGUUUCAUUUAAAGCUCUUUUAACUGACAUCACCUGUCUGACAGGUUUUUUUUUUCUAUCUCUUUGUGACUCCCUUGAUUAAUCUGAAAAAUAAUAGUUAAUUCAGUCUUGAUUUUAGUUUUAGGUAUGUUCUUUUGUUAAGAUGUUUUUAUGACAAGCAUAAUGCGUUCAUCUAUGAUAAUUCAUAACUAAAUAAAGAUAUAAGAAAAGUUAAAUAAUGCUUGGAUCUCGACACAAAUAACAGUUUUAAGCAUUAUGAUAUGCCAAAUAAAAGAAUUACCUCUGCA